This is a messenger RNA of Melanaphis sacchari, 2477 nucleotides long. Its product is annotated as organic cation transporter protein-like. The transcript has 13 exons. Gene Ontology annotation, biological process: transmembrane transport. The coding region runs from base 379 to 2208 and encodes 609 amino acids. Gene Ontology annotation, molecular function: transmembrane transporter activity. Lineage: Eukaryota; Metazoa; Arthropoda; Insecta; Hemiptera; Aphididae. The record is from RefSeq and is a predicted model, not a curated record. Gene Ontology annotation, cellular component: membrane.
UGAAGUCUGGUUUCUGUCGCGUUACGUGCAGCACGCGCGCUCGCCCAGGUAUAAUAUUGUUAUCGUGUGUUUGCUCGCGUCCGUCGCCAUUCCGUUUUGCACGUGUCGCGCGACCGCCACCGCUGUAAGGGUGGUACAGCAACGAUAUCGUUUAACGAGCACAACAACAAUAAUAAUAAUAUACUAACCACGAAAUAAUAUAGUGCACUUUUGGCCGUGUCAACGACGUUGCGCACCACCGUCACGCGGCGGCGACGACGACUACGACUACGACGACGAAGACGACUACAGUAAUGGAUAUUCCAGUCUUAUAUUCGUCACUAGUCGAUGGAAUCGAAGAUCGUGGAGCAUCGUUGUGCGUAAUCGAUCAGUCCCGUAAUGGCUAACAACGUGGAUAAAUGGUCUGAAGAACAAGAGCCCAACUCGUUUCUCUUGGGCGAAGAUCGCAACGUGCAGCCAGGGAUUGUCAGGCAGAACCGUCGGCAAUCUGGUAAUGUUGGUGUUUUUAAAGAUGACAAACGAACGGAGAAGACACAUGAAGACCCAGUUUCUAUGGCCAUCGGCGAAUUUGGCCGAUGGCAAGCUGUGCUUACAUUAAUUUUGUCCUUGUUAAAUUUGCCUUGUACGUGGCACAUAUUCGUAUUAACAUUCCAGGGGGCAGAAACGGACUUCUGGUGUACACCGCCGUCGGGUGUACUGAACCGGAUUUCCGUAGAUCAAUGGAAAAAUUUAAGUAGUGUCAUUUCAGAAUCACUGACAACCAAUGUUUCAGUAUACGAUCCUUGUCAUUAUCGUGAUAUAAAUUAUGGCAGUUUACCUAGUAAUUAUACUUUUAAAGAAUUACUUCAAAUAAAACCAGAACAAUAUGAGAUGAAAGCAUGUUCUUCGUGGCAGUUCAAUACUACUGAAUUCGGCGAUACAAUCACUUCUGAAUGGAACUUAGUUUGUGACCGAAAAGAAUUAAAAAACUUUGCUGAGAUGAUGUUCUUGAUGGGUGUUGCUUUUGGAGGUUUCUUCUCCGGACUCGUGUCUGACAGAUUUGGUAGAAAGAAGACAUUGAUGGCUUCUUUGAUUAUGCAGUUGGCUCUUGGUAUUUUAGUAGCUAUUUGUCCUUGGUUCGAAUUUUAUUUGGUACUGAGAUUUAUUUUGGGAUUUGUUUGUGUGAGCAUCGUCUUUAGUGGUUUUGUGUUGUGCAUGGAAUUGGUCGGUGGUAAAUGGUUGACAAUUGCUGGAGUUCUUUAUUUGCUCCCAGUUCCGAUGAGCUAUAUUAUAAUUUCCGGAAUUGCAUACAUAUGCAGAGGAUGGAGGUUACUGCAGUGGUGUGUUACGUUACCCGCUGUAUUUUUCUUGGUUUUGCAUUGGUUCGUUCCCGAAUCACCGAGAUGGUUAUUAGCCAUGGGCAAAGUAGAAGAGACCAUGGAAGUUUUGCAAAAGGCCUCUAAAAUCAAUAAACACCCCUUACCAGCGAAUAUGGAUAAAAUUCUUAAACAAAGUAUCAACAAAUUCGAAAUUAAUGGUAAACCUAAAGUACGAGUUUCAGAUUUAUUUCGUUCCAAAAAUAUUAGAAAAAUUUCACUUGUUUUAUACAUACUUUGGUUCAGUCUUUACUUAGUAUACUACGGUCUUGUACUUAAUCUGUCUAAUAUUGGAGGAAAUAUAUACGUAAAUACUAUAGUCUCAGGUUUGGUCGAAAUUCCAUCAAUAUUGAUUAGUGUGGUAAUAUUGCUUAAAAUGGGUCGAAGGAUUCCAUUGUGCCUUACCAUGGUAGCCGGAGGAAUUGCGUGUUUGUUAACUACGAUUCUACCACCUGAUACGGAUGAGUUGAUAUCGCUAUCAUUGGUGAUGGCUGGAAAAUUUUCCGUAUCAUCAUCAAACGUUAUUAUGCCUCUCUACACAGCUGAAUUGUUUCCAACUGUUAUAAGAAAUUUAGGCGUAGGAACUUCAAAUAUACCAGCUGGAAUUGCUCUUAUUAUGGUGCCUUACCUUUGGAAUUUAUCUUCGUUCGGAAAAGUUUUACCAUUAUUAGUAUUGGGAACAGUCAGCGUCAUUGGUGGAUUGUCUGUGCUUAUGUUACCAGAAACAGGCAAUUAUCUUUCUGAUACAUUAGAAGAAGUAGAAGAUUGUAUUAGCUCAUCAAAUAAUUCACAAAAAAAAUAUAUCGAUACAAUAAGUAGUAAUGUACAAAGUUUACCAUCCGAGAAAGAAUAAUACCUUCAUAGUGCAUAUUAGACGGUUAAUUAUUGUUUAUUCAUUUGUCUUCCUAAACUUUUUAUUACGUUUUAUAAGUAUUUUAAAAACAUAUUUUUAUUCAUUUUACAUACUUCUGUGAUAAUUAUCUACAAUUAUUGUUGGCUAAUAAGUCAACGAAAGAACUACACCGAUAAAUUAUAUUAUGUUAAUAUACGUAGCUUUUUUUAAAAAAUAAAUUGAAUUAAGGUGAGUUUUUGUGAAUAACUGGACUGACUUUUUCAAUUUUU